UCUUCCCGCCGGGGCUACAGCUGGGCCGGCUUCAUCGUGGCGGUUGGCUCUAUCUGCGCCAUGAACACCGUCCUGCUCAGCAAUCUCUUCUCCCUGCCUCGCAUUGUCUACGCCAUGGCUGCCGACGGGCUGUUCUUCCAGGCGUUUGCCCGCGUGCACCCCCGGAUGCAGGUGCCCAUGGUGGGCAUCCUGGUGUUCGGGGUCCUGAUGGCUCUCCUGGCGCUGCUGCUGGACCUCGAGGCCCUGGUGCAGGUCCUAUCCAUCGGGACGCUGGUGGUCUACACCUUUGUGGCCGCCAGCAUCAUCAUGCUGCGCUUCCAGAAGGAGUCUCCACCCAGCUCCCCAGGCCCAGCCAGCCCCGACCCCUCAGACCAGAUACAGCUGGUGGAUGCUGAGCAGGCCUCAGGCCCUGAGCCUGGGCAGCUGCGACUGGCCCUGAGGCCCUACCUAGGCUUUCUGGGUAGGUGCAGCCCUGGAGGUGCCGUGGCUUGGGCGCUUGGCGUUCUGAUGGCCUCGUCUAUCACCCUGGGCUGCGUGCUGGUCUUCGGGGACUCAGUCCUGCACCUCCCACGCUGGAGCUAUGUCCUGCUGCUCCUGUUCAGCGUUGUCAUGUUUCUGCUCAGCCUCGUCGUCCUGGGGGCUCACCAGCAACAGCACCGGCCAGACACCUUCCAGGUACACCCCGGCCAACGCCCGCUCAUGCCCAGCCCAGCCCGUUCCCUUCACCCCUUCUUCCUCUGCCAUUCCGGGAUACACUACUCAUGGGGCCGGGGAGGCCAGUACACCCCUCUUUCUGCAUGGGCAGCAAGCACUUGAUUCCAAAAUCUCCAGAGGUAGGGGGCCAG
This is a messenger RNA of Tupaia belangeri chinensis (Chinese tree shrew), 845 nucleotides long. Its product is annotated as cationic amino acid transporter 4. Gene Ontology annotation, molecular function: amino acid transmembrane transporter activity. The transcript is spliced from 2 exons. Gene Ontology annotation, cellular component: plasma membrane. The annotation marks the transcript as partial. Gene Ontology annotation, biological process: transmembrane transport; amino acid transport. The record is from RefSeq and is a predicted model, not a curated record. NCBI's taxonomy places the organism in Eukaryota, Metazoa, Chordata, Mammalia, Scandentia, Tupaiidae.